This is a messenger RNA of Chroicocephalus ridibundus (black-headed gull), 2293 nucleotides long. It is a transcript of the gene MLLT11, whose product is annotated as MLLT11 transcription factor 7 cofactor. Gene Ontology annotation, cellular component: nucleoplasm; cytosol. Gene Ontology annotation, biological process: positive regulation of mitochondrial depolarization; apoptotic signaling pathway; positive regulation of DNA-templated transcription. The transcript has 2 exons. Bases 458 to 727 code for a protein of 89 amino acids. The record is from RefSeq and is a predicted model, not a curated record. NCBI's taxonomy places the organism in Eukaryota, Metazoa, Chordata, Aves, Charadriiformes, Laridae.
GCAGCCCAAGGCUUGGGGGUACAGCAGCACCCCAUUUCUUCGCACACAGGUAAAAAGAAACCUGUGCCAGCUGCUUGGAGGCUGGAGGAAAAUGAUCCGUUCAUCUCCUGAAUCCUGAGCUGGAGGCUGCAGGAGUGAAUCGGGAAUCGCUGCGGGAAAUCUCCCAUCCUCUCUAGGUUUAAUAUAUCCUCGUCUUGGGGGUCUAGCGCGCAGGAUCCCCUCCUGCUCGUCCACGUCGGCCGUCCUCCCCCUCCCUGGCGCGGGUGGGAGCCGCUGACUCAUCUGCCCGUCGUCUUCUCCCCCCCCCACGACGAAGGGGAAUUCAUCGAGCAGCUUCGAGGGGCUGCAUUGCAGACCCAGACGCGCCAGCAGACAAAAGCGACGCUGCAACGCCCGCGGCUUCCCAGCACAAAGAGCCCAGACGGCAUCAAGCCCACCCUUCCUCGACAGCCUGAAAAUGCUGGACACCAUCAGCAGCCAGUACGACUCCUUCAUCUACUGGAGGAUGCCGAUCCCACGGCUGGACGUGGCAGAGCUGGAGGGGCUGGGGCUCAGCGACGUGGCCCUCUACAAACCCAAAGGAGGGCUGGGCAAGCUCGCCGGCGAGCGGGACCGGGUCAGCCAGGACAUCUCCGAGGAAGAGGACAGUCUGCUGCAGUUCAACAGCUUUAAUUUCUGGAGAGCUCCUAUCGCUAGCAUUAGCUCCUUAGAUUUCGAUCUAAUUUGAAGCCCCCCUUUCUGCCCCUCUGCACCCCCCCUGCCCUCUCCCUCUCGGCUAGGCAUGCAAGGAUUUGGUUUUAUUGUCAGUUUGGAGGUUGUUUUUUUGUGUUUCCGGGCAUUUGUUGAAUCGCUAGUUAACUCAGCAGUUCACCCUGGCCCUGACGGUGAUGGGCUCCCCGCAAAGCUUCGACCUCUCUCCACCUUCUCCCUCUUUUCUUCCCUUCUUGCUGUAGUGCUGGAAACACCACGAUGGUGCAAGCAGGGGGUAACAGCACAGGGGGCAAAUACGAGGGGAGGGGGCAGAAACAGCCAACCCAUUGCCCCACGUCUGCAUGCCAGUGGGUGCGGGAGGUGCUGGGGCGUUUCUGUGUGACCCUGGGCGUCCCCGAGCUCUGGGACGGGCAUUUGAGCUCAUUUCUCGUGUGCUUUUUUAAGAAACUCAUUUGUGCAAAGGGAGUGGCGCAGGACAGAUGGGAAUCGUCGUCGUUUUGCAGAAAGCAUCGUCCCUGCUCCUCUCCCAGGGGCGCAGAGACCCCCUGCGCUCCCCUGGCCCAGUUUCUCCAAAAGCCGCUUCACUCCUUAACCUUCCCCUUGGGAUAAUUAAGGUGGAAGAAGCAGGGAUGUGCCCGGGACAUGAGCACAAACCUCCUCCUUGAAAGAAAUCAUCUCUUUGAGCUUUGUGGCUUGAGCCCAAGCGGGAGAAAUGAUGGCCAGGAGAAUAAAUACACAUGGAAAUGCUCCAACCUUGCUUGGGGGGCGUCAAGGCUGGAUGUUCACUGCCUGAAAUUUGAUUUUCCCCCCUUUUUUUAUCCCCCACGUACCUUAUCCCAGGUGUGACUCCCAAUUGGGACAGAGGCCAGGUACACCAUGGAGUCCAGACGGGUAACGAGGGCCGAGCUGAAAGAUAAGAUGGAGAAUUUAGUCUGAUCUUACACUAAAAUGAAAACAUUUCUGGCUCCCACCUAGUUAAUCAACCCCUUUAAAAAUAACAAUGAAAAAAUGCUGCAUCCACGCAAAGUAGAAGCCUUGCAUUUUCCUCAGGGAGGUUUUCACCUGUGUUCUCCCUGAGCUGAGGUUCAUUUCUGAGCAUCAUCUCAAAAUAGGGGGAAAAAAACAACAGCCCUGAAUCAUUUUUGGCUUUUAAACUGGUGUGGGUUUUUUUUUUUCCAAGAUUGUUUUCUGGGAGAGUGAACACAACUGGUUUGUCUUCUUGAAUGUGCUUUUGGGGGGUUUGUUUGGGGUGAAGUUGUGAUGUGGAGCGUCCUGAAAUUGUCCUAAGAGUUGGGGGGGGGGGGGUACGUGGCUGGGGGGAGGCUGAGGCAGCACUAUAAAGGUGCCCCAAAACAGGCAAAUGUCGGAAAAAUCUGCACUCUAUUACAAAAAUGGAGAGCAGCUCUCCUGUAACCUCCAGAAAUGACCCAGCCUGCUGACUUUGAACCACCCGUGUAAAACCAGAGGGGAAAAAUGUAAACUCUCCUAUGCAGAGCUGUUCGAUUUCUGUGUUCCCAGCUGGGAAAACCCGCAGGAGAAGUAUUUAUUAUGAAACUUCAAAUAAAAUGAUUUAGAAAACAUA